Molecule: messenger RNA, 1386 nt
Organism: Fusarium sp. VM40
Lineage: Eukaryota; Fungi; Ascomycota; Sordariomycetes; Hypocreales; Nectriaceae
Source: the annotation of a GenBank genome assembly
AUGUCUUCAAACCAAUGGCUGGAACUGCUGCCCAGUGAACUUCAUUUCAGGAUUCUCUCACACCUUACACCUCACGAUUUGUCGAAGCUUGCACGCACCUGUCAGCGCUUCAAUAACAUAGUCACACCUCUCAUCUGGAAUGACAUUGAGCUUCAUGAGGAGGGAUACCAUGAAUCCAAACAUGAGCCCGACGUACCGCCUCCUGCGAGAGAUCCUGCACGUCGGCCUUACCACUCAAAGCAGCCAUGGGGAAAUGGACAAGGUGCCUCAAUGAAGGCAGAAGCCUUCUUCAACAUGCUGCAGACGAUGCACAAACAAGAUUUUGAGCGCUUUGAGCAUAUCACGAAACGUGUCAGACAUCUUUGUACAAUUGUUGAACCCUCAUGGCAACCGAGAACUGAAAACUAUGAGAUAAUCGAUCCUGAAAGCAUCCGAAUCUGGCAUCUCUUGCCGUAUUUUUCAAACUUGGAGACUUUGGAACUUCACGGGAAUGAGGACUAUCAAGAUAAGAAUAAGGAAAAAAACUUUGAGAUUCUCGGCCCUACUCCACGCCUUCGCUUCGCCAAGCUCUGGGGGUAUAUGCCUCGAGCAAUUCCAGCGUGGCUCCUCAGAUCUGGAGAAACCCUUGAACGUCUAGAACUCGGCAUGCUAGACCGCCCAAUCUCAACAAACUUGUCAAACAGCCCCGAUUUCACCCCUCUUCCCUCUGAGAAACUCAACGCCGACGCGGAGGGGGAUGAUGAAUCAGAUUGGGGCAGUCUACACGCAGAGAACGUAAUUCCACGACCUCUAGGGGGGUAUCUCUCAUCCUACGGCACCGAUGACCUGGUAUUUCCAAAUCUGAAGCACCUUUACCUGUGCCAACCAUCCGAAUCCUUAUACCCUGACGAUUUCAAUGAAUACAGUUGGUCCUCACGCGCAGAAUCAGCCUGCCAUGGCGACUGGCGUCGGAUUAUGCAAGCUUGCGUCGGCACACUGGAGACAUUAGUGCUAGAGCAGAGGCCAGCAGCCGAAUACAUCGAAGGUGACGGUCUAUCUGAACUGGAAUGGAUGACAGGCCGUACCACCAGCGCCGCAUGUCGUGAGUUAUGCGAUAUGACUCACGAGGUUUUGGCGACUGAUGAAAGCCUGGCUCUGAAACGAAUCUAUUUCUACGGUAUGUUGGUUAACUCGUCUGGUAACGAGUUGAUGUCGCUUCUAAAAGAUCGUGGAGUUGUGCGUGAAGCUAGGCUUGGGCAAUGGUGUUACUUUGAUCACAGCCCUGGAGUAGUACAUUGGUGUUCAUGGGAUGCAGCCUAUGAUUCUGAGGAUGAGGAAGAUGAUGAAGACAAUGAAGAGGAGGAAGAAGAAAAAAUGAGAUGGAACAGUUUGCUGCCGAUAGAUUGA